AUGAGCGCCCCACCGACGGAGACAAUGUACAUGCAUCGCGGAUGUUUGUCCGCACUCGCGGACGACGGCAAACGUCCCUCGGCUCCUGAAAUUUUGCUUAUCGAUUGAUUUUUUUGUUUCAUGGGCUUGUUUUUUUGAAUAGUCCUUUAUUUGAACUCUUUUGAUUUUCCGAAAAUUGAGAGCAGAGCUGUAGUGAAUUAAGAAGGAGUGCAGUGGUCAUGUUUCAACUACGAUAGAUCGAUAGCUCCUAUCAGAUUCUAACAAGUUGAUAAAUAUCAAAAAUUCUGAUAGAUUUUUUUCUACAUUUUUUUGUAGUUUUAUAGCUCUCGUACAAAAAAACCGUUUUUUUACUCGUGAUUCAUUGAACUUGUGAAAUUUCUUCCAAAAAGUUUUUUUCUGAGAAAGAAAUUCCAAUAACUCAUGUGCUAUAAAGUCUGAAACUUUUAUAUUCACAUGGAUUCUGAAUUCCAUGGUUUUCACGACAUCUCGGAAUUUUUUAAAGCAGCAUCAUGGGACCAACUUUUAAACGGCGAUUUCUUUUAUUUUAUUUUUUUCUAUUUUCAUCAAUAUUUCUCAAAGUAGUUCUUUAUUCCAAAUUUUAUUCCGACCUCAGUCCAAAAAACUUUUUUUUCGAAAUUUCAUAUUUGAGAUGUUGUCUCAAAUUGAAUUCUUAAGCUAUUUUGUUUCUGCCCGAUCCUUUUUUUUUGAUUGGUUUUAAAGAAACCUUCUCAACUUUUGAAUUUUCUUUUUCUCAAUGUUGAAAAUCCUAUUGGAAAAAUCCCAAUAUUUUCUCGAACAAAACAGAAUGACCUCUCCCUUAAUAUCUCAGAGUUUAUUCGUAGUUGACCCCGAAACAUCAUCUGGAUGCGCUCUCAAAGAAUAUCGCAAAACUUCUUACAUCUAGUCUUUGUUUCGACAUAUGGAAAAGCUUGACAUUGCAUCCAAAAGUCGGCUGACCUCGCUUCUACGGCAAUCCUUUCAUCUUGUAAACAUUCCGAAUAGAAGAAACCUAACUUUUUGAGCUAUACCGGAACACAUGUGGUCCGCAGAAGUCUGCUGUUGGAGGAACAUCAGAAGUGGAUAAACAAUUUUUUGAAUAUGAAAAAAGCAGAUAAGCUGGAGUUGAAAAUUUUGAGACAGAUCAUCGUUUUUUGGAAUUUUUAAGCAACUGAGGUAAAAGAAAUACUCAUCGGGUGGGAUUUGAGAUAAAAUUGUCUUUUUGAAGGGCUUUUUAUUGCGUGUCAAACGGUUUUAAAAACUUUAAAAGACAUUGCUUUUAUCUGAAAUCAUGUUUUUACUGCCCAUGCGCUCCUGAUUAAUUUAAUUUUUUUUGCCCUUCAUUGAUUUACUAUUUUUUUUUCAAUUCUCAAGUUGUUAUUUAAUGUUUAAUGGUUCAGAGAACGAACCGCAGAUGGCUUUACAGUUGCUAAAACGACCGCGACCUCUUCCAUCAUUCAAAGACGAAGAGAAAGGAAUUCACGCUCAAUGGAAAAUUAAAGUCUGAAUUUUUCUCAUUUUUCAUAGCUUUUUGUGUUUUUCCAGGGCUACUACUACAAAAAAGACGGUUUGCCGAAAAUUUCAAUCAGAGGCCAAGCACGUGUACAGUACGCGCAGCUGGUUAUUGAAGGAAAACUGCCAAAUACGGUAACGAAAAAAGCACUGGUAAGUUUUCCAGAUGUUUUGCUUUAACAAAAAAUUUUUCAGGUUAACAUAGGCUAUAUUGAGAAUUCGGGCGAUAUUCUUGACAUCCGCGGAUGCAAUUAUAGACUUCUUAUAUUUGGGGUGGAUCAUGUAGAGGUUUGUUUUUUGUCAAUUCGAAGUGUGCUCAAAUCACAAAAAAUGAUCAAAUUGAGAUAAGCCUGAGAAUUUUUCACCGAUCAUGUAAUUGAAAGAAGUUUGUUCAAAGAUGCUUUGGGGGAUUUUUUUGAACUGUUCUAUCCAGUUACUUAGAUUAUGUCGUAUGCAUUUUGGGCUUCCAAACUUCAAGCAAGUGAAUUUAUUUUAAUAAGGAUCUUCAGAGCUUGAAACAUAUUUUCAACAAUGCUCGAAAGUUCGUUUUAUGCAUCUGUAGUUGAAAUGAAUGUUUCAAAAAAACGUUUUGCAAAGAUUAUUCUGAAUCACUUUUUGUGAUUAACAUUAUUCUUUGAAUAAAACCUUUUAUCAUGAGAUUUUUCAUAGUUAAUCUAUUUUUAGUCAGGACAGCUUAAAGUUCCCCAUUUGACAAGCGGAAAGUUAUAGGCUAUUCCGCGCCAGCUUGUCAAAAUUUUCGUUUUCAUCCGAGCAAUCGUUCCAUUCGAAGCGCGCGGAAUUUUUAUCUGCCUGCCUCUUAUUUCAUUUGGUUCAAAAUUUCGGUUGUAUUAAUGGCGCAGGCAAAGAUAAUCUCGCGUACUUCGUAGGGAGGAGUCCUGGGCUCUGUAGCUCGAAGGUGAGCAAAAAUUGUGACAAGCUGGCGUGGGAUGUGCUAUAGAAGAAAAUUAUUUUAGUGUUCUUCCUAGCAAACAUCAAUACAAUUUUAUUAAAUACUGUCCGAGAAAAAAAACUAUUCGAUUUUUUUCAGUUGAUUCGAGACUGGCUAAGAUUUUUGGUCAUCCGACAGCGAAUACCUCAUUCGCUCCUUGGUUUACCGUUUGAAUGGCAGGUCAUUUUGAAUAAACUUCAUUAAUCUCUUUGAUUUUAUCAAUUUUGCAGGUGAAACCUGUAAAAGACGACCAACAGCUUCGAAUAUCCAAACUACAUCCUUUUAAUUGCUUCAAAUUUUGGUGA
Caenorhabditis auriculariae is the source of this 2763-nucleotide messenger RNA. NCBI's taxonomy places the organism in Eukaryota, Metazoa, Nematoda, Chromadorea, Rhabditida, Rhabditidae. The record is from the annotation of a GenBank genome assembly.